AAUUACAAGCACAGAGAAUGAUUUCUUUUAAAUUAAGAUUUCAAAACACCCCCCUGCUCCACAACCCACACCUCAGUUCUCCAGUGAGCAUGGGAAGCAGUGUCACUUUAUUUCCACCUCCCUCCACCUUGUUCUCCGCGGUGCGCAUGCGCGGCCUCCCCUGAAAACCACACGCGUCUCCCCGCUCGGCUCUUCUCCGGUGCCUGAGCCCAGAGAUGCGCACACCGAGCCGGAGGAGCAGGAGGAGGACACCGCGGCACAGGAAUGCGCACAGCUCCGAGCCACAGGCGGCGAUAGACGGCUCCACACCCCGGCCACAGCCCCGAGCCUCAGCGCCAUGGGUUAGGAGGAAUAUGGUAGAACUUUGGCACACUUUGCGUCAUGGGGAGAAGAAACCACCUCGGAGAGCUGAAUUGAGAGCACAAUAAGACUUGAGAGAGGGAAGAGGAGGAGGAGGAGGAGGACGGAGGAAGGGACCUGAUUCCUGUCGUUUUCUACCCCAGCUCCUCUCCCACUCUGCUCCGGAGAGAUGAUCACGGAGCUGGCGUGCACGGCCGUGGCAGUGGGUCUCUAUGUGAACACGCUGGACGCGGAUUUCUGCUACGAUGACAGCCGAGCUAUCAAGACCAACCAGGACCUUCUCCCUGAGACUCCGUGGACCAACAUCCUGUACGACGACUUCUGGGGCACCCUGCUCACACACAGCGGCAGCCACAAGUCCUUCCGCCCGCUCUGCACCCUCUCCUUCCGCCUCAACUACACCCUGCAUGGCCUGCGUCCCUGGGGCUACCACCUGCUGAACGUGGUGCUGCACGGCCUGGUCACGGCCCUCUUCACGGCCCUCAGCCGCCCGCUCCUGGGUGGAGGAUUGUGGAGCCUGCUGGCCGGUCUCCUUUUCGCUUCUCAUCCGGUCCACACCGAAGCAGUGUCCGGUGUGGUGGGCAGGGCGGACGUCGGCGCCGCUUUGUUUUUCUUGCUGUCCCUUCUCUGUUACGCGAGACACUGUGGACUUCGCAGGGACCCAGGAGGGGCCCACGAGACCAGGAGAUGCAGCGGCGGCACGUCAGCUGCCUGGUGCUGGGUCUGGAUGCUGGGGAGCCUGUGGUGUGCAGCAGCCAGCAUGCUGUGGAAGGAGCAGGGGGUGACGGUGCUGGCCGUGUCGGCUGUUUACGACCUCUUUGUGUUCCAGAGGCUCCGACUUCGCCAGGCUCUUCUCCUCCUGUUAGGAAAGAGAAAGAACAUCAGUGUUUUGCUGAGUCUGGGUUUGCUGGCUUCCUGGGGAUUGAUCCUGCUGUCGGCCCGUCUCUACUGGAUGGGCAACAAGCCUCCCAACUUCUCCAACUCCGACAACCCCGCCGCCGACUCGCCACAUCUCCUCACUCGCACGCUGACCUUCCUGCACCUGCCCGCCGUCAACGCCUGGCUCCUGCUUUGCCCCGACAAGCUCAGCUUCGAUUGGUCCAUGGACGCCGUGCCCUUGGUCCGAUCCUUGGCCGACUGGAGGAACCUUCACACUGUUGCCUUCUACGGUGGUUUGAUCCUCCUGGCUUUGUUUGGCCUUCGUGGCCCCACCUCCAAAGUGAAUGAGGCCAAUGGGAAAGCCCAUGUAGCGAAUGGGAAAUCGAUCACCAACGGGAACGGUUACCACGCUCCUGACACAAACCAUAACACAGACCAGGGGCCGCCAAAGACCACCCUGAACGGGUCGGCUGGACUUCACCACUGUCCUCCGCGGACGUCCCUGCCCCCGACAGAAAACCUGGUGCUGUUUUCAUUAAGCAUCAUGUCAUUGCCCUUCAUCCCCGCCACCAACCUAUUCUUCUACGUAGGUUUUGUAGUAGCAGAGAGGGUACUCUACAUUCCCAGUAUCGGCUUCUGCCUGCUGGUGGCUGCAGGUGCCAGGACAGUGUAUGUGAGACUAAGGACUAGAGGCUGCAGGGCCGUGCUGUUGUGUCUCUGUGCGGGACUAGUGCUGCUGAAUGGACUCAGAACUGUUCAGAGAAACAGGGACUGGAGCAACGAGGAGAAUCUCUACAAGUCUGGGAUCAGUGUGAAUCCUGCUAAAGCCUGGGGAAACUUGGGAAACGUCCUGAAGAACCAGGGCAAGGUGGUGGAGGCGGAGAAGGCGUACAGGAACGCUCUGCACUACCGAGGGAACAUGGCCGACAUGCUGUACAACCUAGGCUUGCUGCUGCAGGAGAACGAGCGCUCUGCUGAAGCGCUGCAUUAUUACAAACUGGCCAUUGGGAGUCGACCGACACUGGCAUCGGCGUAUUUGAACACGGGAAUCAUCCUGAUGAACCAGGGCAACCUGAACGAGGCCAAACGCACCUUCCUCACUUGUGCCGAAAUCCCUGACGAGAACUUGAAGGACCCGCACGCCCACAAGAGCUCCGUCACCAGCUGCCUGUACAACCUGGGGAAGCUGCUGCACGAGCAGGGCCAGCAGGAGGAGGCUCUGUCUGUUUAUAGGGAAGCGGUGCAGAAAAUGCCCAAACAGUUUGCACCACACAGCCUUUUUAACAUGAUGGGAGAGGCCUACAUGAGGCUGAACAGACUGGAGGAAGCAGGCCACUGGUACAGGGAGUCCCUCAGGGCCAAGCCUGACCAUAUCCCCGCCCACCUCACUUACGGCAAACUCCUGUCCAUCAUUGGGCAGAAGACAGAAGCAGAGAAGUAUUUCCUGAGAGCGAUUCAACUGGACCCGACAAAAGGAACCUGCUACAUGCACUAUGGUCAGUUUCUACUGGAGCAGUCCCGUCUUGGCGAGGCCGCCCAGAUGGCAGAGAGAGCGGCGGAGCUGGACAACUCAGAGUUUGAUGUGGUCUUCAGUGCUGCUCACAUGCUCAGACAGGCGAGUCUCAAUGAGGCCGCAGAGAAACAGUACGAGCGCGCUGCCAGCCUCAGACCAGACUACCCGGCCGCUCUGAUGAACCUCGGCGCCAUCCUCCACCUGAACGGCAAGCUUCCCGAAGCGGAGGCCAACUACCUGCGUGCGCUCCAGCUCAAACCCGAUGACAUCAUCACCCAGUCCAACCUGCGCAAGCUGUGGAACAUCAUGGAGAGGCAGGGGCUGAGGACUAAGCUCGGGACGCAGAAGGGCGACCUAUGAACUUGAGAGAGCUGCUGCACUGUUCUGUAAACGAUGACGUAAAGUGUCCUGCAGAGACUGAAGCAGGACGGGAUGAAGGACAUGAUUCAUGGGAUGUGACGUCUGUCGGAUGCUUAGCGUGUUUGGGAUUCAAGGGGCAGGCUCUACCUGACAACGUGCGUCGGCUCAAACUACUAAAACUAAUGUCCUCUUUUGUACAAAUUUUAUAAUGUGAUGCUUAGUUGUUAAAUUAAAUAAUGAACUCAAAGUCCAAAAAAGAGAAAUACCUUGAGAUCAAAGGUCUCAAACAUGAGCUGAUUAAUAUUCUUCCACGAUAAUUGAAAUCUUGGGUCUGUUUUCGAGCACUUAAUUUGAGUGAGGAUGUAGCAAAAGUAUUUAAAUCACUUCCACAGAGAAGUGGGUUUUGAAGUUGUUGGCACUGACGGAUGAAUGAUACGCUGGUUCGUCUUAAAGGGGAACUCCUCUUCACACAUCAAAGUCUGCUAAUAGAUUUUGGGAAAACCAUCUACGUACUUGAAGUAAAAAAGUAUAAAGUCUUUUGUGGCUCCAGACGGAGUUGUACGAAAUCCUCAAGCGAUCUGUGAGUCUGACGUCGGUAGCGCGCUCUUUAUCUUGCAGCUCAAGGCUACGUUAGCCAUUGUUAGCGUGACACACAUGAAUAUCCUACAGAGCUGUCGGGGUUGAGGUGCAUUAUGGGUAAUGUAGGCACCAGGUAUUGAAAAAGUAAGAAGGAAGACGAAGAUGUUCUUUUUGCUAAACUGUCAAUUGUGAGUCUGACAACAUCAAAGGAGUGAAAUCGGUGAACGAAAGAAUUUCAAAAUAAAACCUCUGACUAAUUUCUCUCAGGGUGAUCGAGCCUUGAACUUUUCCUCUUAAUGUCCUACUUAACAUUCAAAUCGUGCCAGACAUCUUCAGGUACUGCCCUCUAACAACACUGCUCUAUUGUACACACAGUAAAAUAACUCAUCAGAAGAUGUUUUUGCACCAGGCGCAUUUCAAAAGCUUAUGACUGUAAAAAUGAAAAAAAAUGAAAAUAAGGAUUCUUAAUAAAAAUUCCUCCGCGGUGCCAAAUCUUAUCCUGAGUCUUUUACGCCUCUCGUGCCAAGCAAAGAACUGUCGUCACUUAUGUGUUGUUGUGUCGAACGAAGAUGUUUAAUUUCAUGUGAUUCAAUUUAAUUUAUUAAUAUGUGUUAUUUUAUGUGUAAGAGCCCCAACACUGUGCUGUUUGUCCGUCACAUUAGAAAAUCCUCUCUCUCGUUCCUCCGAGGCAACAUGACGUUAAAAAAUGUUUUUUUAUUAUUAUAAAAUGUUUUUUUGUUCUCUCUGCUCAGGGACGUCAGGUUGUGGUUCCUGUCACACAAUGAGUGUGUGACACAGAGAGAGCCUCUUACAAUGAUCGUAGAAGUUUUUUGAUGAUCGUGAUUAUUUGGUUAAAUUAUAGAAAAACCUGUAGCGAAAAAAUGUGCCGUGUUUUUGUAAAGAACAAUGAAACCUUUUCCAUAAUAAAAAACGUGAUUUUUUGCUCUCA
Molecule: messenger RNA, 4640 nt
Organism: Hippoglossus stenolepis (Pacific halibut)
Lineage: Eukaryota; Metazoa; Chordata; Actinopteri; Pleuronectiformes; Pleuronectidae
Gene: tmtc2a
Product: transmembrane O-mannosyltransferase targeting cadherins 2a
Exons: 12
Coding region: 530-3112 (860 amino acids)
Biological process (GO): protein O-linked glycosylation via mannose
Cellular component (GO): endoplasmic reticulum membrane
Molecular function (GO): protein binding; mannosyltransferase activity
Source: RefSeq, a predicted model, not a curated record